Molecule: messenger RNA, 1263 nt
Organism: Drechmeria coniospora
Lineage: Eukaryota; Fungi; Ascomycota; Sordariomycetes; Hypocreales; Ophiocordycipitaceae
Product: calmodulin-dependent protein kinase
Exons: 1
Coding region: 1-1263 (420 amino acids)
Biological process (GO): protein phosphorylation; cellular response to oxidative stress
Molecular function (GO): calcium/calmodulin-dependent protein kinase activity; ATP binding; calmodulin binding
Source: RefSeq, a predicted model, not a curated record
AUGGACCGCGAGCGGCAGCAGCAGCAACAGGCAACGCCGCCCCAGGUGCAGCCUUGUCGCUACAAGGUGGGCAAGACGCUCGGUGCCGGCUCCUACUCGGUCGUCAAGGAGUGCGUCCACAUCGACACGGGGCGGUACUACGCCGCCAAGGUCAUCAACAAGCGCCUCAUGGCCGGGCGAGAACACAUGGUACGUGCCCACCCGCCCGCGCUCGCCGGGGCGCCGUCGUCGCUGAUGCCCUCGGCUUCCCGUCGCCAGGUGCGCAACGAAAUCGCGGUGCUCAAAAAGGUCUCGAUGGGCCACCAAAACAUCCUCACCCUCGUCGACUACUUCGAGACGAUGAACAACCUCUACCUCGUCACCGACCUCGCCCUCGGCGGCGAGCUCUUCGACCGCAUCUGCCGCAAGGGCUCCUACUACGAGUCCGACGCGGCCGACCUCAUCCGGGCCACCCUGUCGGCCGUCGCCUACCUCCACGACCACGGCAUCGUCCACCGCGACCUGAAGCCGGAGAACCUGCUCUUCCGGACGCCCGAGGACAACGCCGACCUGCUCAUCGCCGAUUUUGGCCUCUCGCGCGUCAUGGACGAGGAGCGCUUCCACGUGCUCACCACCACCUGCGGCACCCCGGGCUACAUGGCGCCCGAGAUCUUCAAGAAGACGGGCCACGGCAAGCCCGUCGACCUCUGGGCCGUCGGCGUCAUCACCUACUUCCUCCUCUGCGGCUACACGCCCUUUGACCGCGACUCGGACUUUGAGGAGAUGCAGGCCAUCCUCAACGCCGACUACAGCUUCCAGCCGGUCGAGUACUGGCGCGGCGUCUCGAGCGAGGCCAAGGUCUUCAUCCGUCGCUGCCUGACCGUCGACCACACGAAGCGCAUCACCGCCCACGAGGCGCUGCAGCACCCCUUUGUCGCCGCCCGGGAGCAGGCCGCCAGCGGCGAGAACCUGCUGCCGACCAUCAAGAAGAACUUCAACGCCCGCCGCACGCUGCACGCGGCCAUCGACACGGUCCGCGCCAUCAACAAGCUGCGCGAGGCCCAGAACAUGAUGAUGGACGGCGCCCGCUCGAGCGAGCCCUCGCGCCCGGCGCCGGCCGCCGCCGCCUCGCCGUACAAGGAGGAUGGCGCCAUGUCGCUCGGCGAGGACGCCGCCGCCGCGCCCAUGAGCGGCGUGCCGGCCGUGCUGCGGCCCGGAAACCAGGGGAACCGCAUCGUCCAGACGAGCAAGGGGUUGUGGAGCGGACCCGCGACGCAACGGUAG